This is a messenger RNA of Pygoscelis adeliae (Adelie penguin), 4263 nucleotides long. It is a transcript of the gene RECQL5, whose product is annotated as RecQ protein-like 5. Gene Ontology annotation, molecular function: 3'-5' DNA helicase activity; ATP binding; nucleic acid binding. The transcript has 19 exons. NCBI's taxonomy places the organism in Eukaryota, Metazoa, Chordata, Aves, Sphenisciformes, Spheniscidae. Gene Ontology annotation, biological process: double-strand break repair via homologous recombination. Bases 10 to 3159 code for a protein of 1049 amino acids. Gene Ontology annotation, cellular component: cytoplasm; chromosome. The record is from RefSeq and is a predicted model, not a curated record.
UUCUCUAAGAUGAGCGGCGAGGCUCCCCCGGGCCUGGAAGGCAGGGUCCAGAAAACGCUGCGAAAGGUCUUCGGGUUUGAGUCCUUCAAGACUUCCCUUCAGGAAAGCGCGACCAUGACUGUGGCAAGAGGCGAGAAGGAUGUCUUUGUAUGCAUGCCCACAGGGGCAGGGAAAUCCUUGUGCUACCAGCUUCCUGCAGUUCUGGCAGUGGGCAUCACCAUUGUCAUUUCACCUCUGAUUGCACUGAUUCAGGAUCAAGUGGAUCACUUGCUGGCUCUGAAGAUCAAAGCCUGCUCUCUGAACUCCAAGCUUUCUGCCCAGGAAAAGAAGACCAUCCUGGCUGACUUAGCAAGUGAGAAGCCCCAAGUAAAGCUCCUGUACAUCACCCCAGAGAUGGCGGCCGCCUCUUCCUUCCAACCUACGCUGAACUCUCUGGUGUCCCGAAACCUCUUGUCCUACCUGAUAAUUGAUGAAGCGCACUGCGUCUCCCAGUGGGGACAUGAUUUCCGACCUGACUACCUACGGCUGGGCACCCUGCGCACUCGCAUACCCAAUACACCAUGUGUUGCCUUGACUGCCACUGCCACCAAGCAGGUCCAGGACGAUAUUGUGGCAGCGCUUAAGCUAAAGCAGCCGCUUUCCACAUUUAAGACUCCUUGCUUCAGAUCUAAUUUGUUCUAUGAUGUGCAGUUCAAAGAGCUCUUGACUGAUCCAUACACCAACUUGAAGGAUUUCUGUCUGAAGGCGCUUGAAGUGAAGAACACCACUGGGGCGUACUCCGGUUGUGGCAUUGUGUACUGCAGGAUGAGGGAUGUGUGUGACCAGCUGGCUAUUGAAUUGAGCUACCGAGGAGUGAAAGCCAAGGCGUAUCACGCAGGACUCAAGGCAGCUGAUAGGACUUCAAUCCAGAAUGAAUGGAUGGAGGAGAAGAUCCCAGUUAUUGUUGCAACCAUCAGUUUUGGAAUGGGAGUAGACAAAGCAAACGUCAGAUUUGUCGCCCAUUGGAAUAUUGCUAAGUCAAUGGCUGGAUAUUACCAAGAGUCUGGCAGAGCUGGGAGAGAUGGGAAGCCAUCCUGCUGCCGCCUCUAUUACUCGAGGAAUGACCGGGAUCAAGUCAGCUUCCUGAUUAAGAAGGAGCUCUCUAACAUCCAGGAAAAAAAAGGCACCUUAAAAGAAUCUGACAAAGCUGUGAUGACAGCUUUUGAUGCCAUUGUGAACUUCUGCGAAGAGCUGGGAUGUCGCCAUGCUGCCAUAGCGAAGUACUUUGGCGAUGUCACCCCACCGUGUAACAAGUGCUGUGAUUACUGCAAGAACCCAGGGGCAGUGAAAAGGCAGCUGGAGUCACUGGAGCGCUGCAGCAACAGCUGGAGCAAAACCUGCAUUGGGCCCACAAGUUCCUCCUGGGAUAGCUAUGACCCAGAGCUGUAUGAAGGCGGGAGGAGAGGUUGCAGAGGGUUUAGCAGGUAUGAUGAAGAAAGCAGUGGGAAUGGGGAUGAAGCCAGUGAAGAGAGUCGGAAACGGGAGUGGAACAACUUCUACAAAAAGCAGAUGAGUCUGCGCAAAGGCAAAGAACCAGAAAAGGAAGAUUUUGUUCCUCCAAUGACAGUUGAGAUGUGCUCCAUCAGCCCCAGCCCUGCUAUGACGCCUUUUCCAAAUGUGUCUUCUGUGGGACGGGAACACUGCUUGAAGAUGCUGGAAGAAGCUUUGAGCACCAAUCAAAAGGUUCCAGCAGCAGGAGGAAAAGGGUCAGACCCUCGUGCCUGUGCUGUGAAGCUGGAGUAUGAAGCUUUCCAAACCAGUAAAAUGGCUAACUCGUACAAGGCAACUGUGCUAAAGAAGGUAGCAGAAAUCAACAAAGCCUCAAAACAAGGAGAGCUGUUCUCAGUCUUUGGGUCCGGAACUGGUGGCGGCAGCAGCUUAGAAACAAAAUCUGGGUCUCCAGGAGAAGAGGACUUCCUCCCUGCAUCCCAGGUUUACUCGUUCAAACCCAAGCGUGUGGGAGCAGGAUUUCCAAAGAAAUCCAGCUUGUUCCAGACAGCUUCAGAACUGCUGAAGAUCCAGGAGGAGAGCGAUGCAAAGCCUGUCAAAAAAGAAGUAAAUUGUCCAAAUGGGCAAGACAACGGCAACUGCAGUCUGGAACUGGACACCAGAAACCCUGUUCUCCAGAAGAAAGAAAUAGCAACCAAAGCAACAUGUGAGAGUGCUGGGAUAGAAGUACUCCCUCCUGAAAAGAAGGGACAGCAGCCCAGUCCAGACACAAAAACUGCCCUUUGGGAUAGCCCUACUACAAAGCCCAAACCCAGCAAGAAGCAGCAAAUGCUCGCAGAAGCGGCUAAGAAAGAAUCACAGGAUAUUUCCAAAUUCUUCUCCCUCUCCAAAGGUGGGUCUAAAGCCAAAAGUUGCAGCUCAGCAAAGGAAGAUGGCUGUUCUGCAAGCACACUACCUCAGGUUUCUUCUCAAAGCAUGCGUCAAGAGAAACCAAUACCUCAGGAAAACAAAGAUGUCUCUGGAGGAGAUGUGACUGGGCAGUCCCAGGCAGAGAAUGAAGAGCUGGGGGAGACAGAAAUAACACUGACUGAGAGAGAGGAGGAUUUUAAGACCCAGCAAGCAGCUGAAUCUGAACUCCUUCAGGAAGAAGUUGAUGUAAAAUCCAGUGUUCCUGAAAAUGUCGCAGAAACUGAGCUAACCGUUGUUGGGGAAGGUGAGUGUGGGAAGCGACCAGGAUCAGAUGAGGAUAUGGAAAGUCCUGCAACAAAGCGGCUACGGACAGUGGCAAAAUCUUCUAUUCUGUCCCAGCCAGAAAGCAAAAGUGUUGGUCCAACAAAGAAGAAGGUGACUUUUGAUCCAAACUUAUCACAGUGUGAUAAAGAAGGAACCAGCAAGAUCGUACAGCCAGUGACCAAAGGCAUGUCCCUCAAAGAAACAGCAGACGUCGUUGUCAAAUAUUUGACCCCAUUCUACAAGGGUGGCAAAUUUGCUUCCAAGGAUCUGUUUAAGGGCUUUGCUCGGCACCUGUCUCACUUACUGACGGAAGAGCAGAACCCUGCCCGCAAGACUGUGAAGGAGGAAGCACAGAGACUCAUCAAGGAGUUUUUCAAAACAAGGGUCAGGUGUGAGAGUGAGACAGACUGGCAGGAGCUGCAGAGCUCAGAGAGCUGAUCCUUGCAUCAUGUUGGCUGUCUUCCUUCCUCCAGCAGUGGGACCAGGGGAUCUUGAAGAACUCAACCGUGGAGGGUUUCAUGAAACUGCAGAAAUGAGCUUUCUUUUCCCACUGCAUUUUUGCUCACUUCUGUCCUUAGUGACACACACUUCUAGGAAACCUGUUUCCGUGAACUUAUGGAGAGUUUCUCCAAUAACUAGGGCGCUGAAGCACUCUAGUACGUCUUGCCAAGAGGUGUGAAGUCUGCAUCUGCUGUGUAGGUUAGGGGCUGCUGCCUCAGAUGUUCUGCAGCGUCUCCAACCUCUACUCCCUGCAGCAGUCUGGGAAGGGCUCAGACUUUCCAACUGUGAGUCUGCUUUGGGAUGGCAUCUUGCUUCCUAAGUGGCUCCUCCCCUCGCUCCCAUCUUUUAGUUCUUAUUUCAGUGUUACCAAGAGGAGCCUUAUGCUACAAGUUCACAUGCUUUGCUCAGGGCUGCCAAGGAUGAGCUUGAUGUUGAGUUCCUGGAUGGAAUGUUUUCCCUUGAAGGGCAGGAGGGGAGCGUUUUGUUUUUACCAUGCAGGCAAUGCCUAGUUUCUGAAGGUGGAGAAACUCACAUUCUUUUUCUUUUAAUCUGAACUUUUUUUUUAACUUCGUCUAGUUCUGCCUGCCCUUUAACUUAAGUGGUGAUGCUUUUUCAGUAUUAACCUCUCCAAUAGUGGCACCAAGGUUGCCAACACUUUUCCAGCAUUUGCUUGUAACCCCUAAAGCCAUAUUUGCUCCCUGUGCCUCACCCACAGUCUGCAAUACAGAGGGCAACGCUGCUGUUACAACUGGUUAAGGUACUGCUGUGGCCCUCAAAUUGACAUUGUGGUGCCUCUGCUGCUAUAUUUAUAGAAGGACCUGAACCUUAGGGUAUCAGUGGGCUUGAAAUAACCUGAUUCCCUGGCACAAGUCCUUUCUGUUGGGUGUUUGUUGGGUUCUGCCCUUGUUCCAUGCCUAUAGAGGCUGGUGGCCUCAGGCACUAGUGCUGCUAGAGGAAUCUGCAGCCUGAGAGGCUAUCAAACAGGUUUUGGAUCACUGUACUCAACAGAUGUAUUUUUUUUUUAAAAUGUAUUGAAGGGUA